Molecule: messenger RNA, 1964 nt
Organism: Pseudopodoces humilis (Tibetan ground-tit)
Lineage: Eukaryota; Metazoa; Chordata; Aves; Passeriformes; Paridae
Gene: NRG2
Product: neuregulin 2
Biological process (GO): nervous system development; animal organ development; intracellular signal transduction
Molecular function (GO): signaling receptor binding
Source: RefSeq, a predicted model, not a curated record
AAGUAACAUUUGGAGUAGCAGUCGUGGGGCAUAUAGAUCUGGUGUGGACUGUCUUUUCCUGAGACUGUAAACACUUGUGCAGAAUGUCCGAGAACAAGAAAAAAGGGAAAGGAAAGAGCAAAAAGAACAAAGAAGGGAAAAAAGGGGAAAGAGAACCUGACCAAGGAAAAGCUGUUCCUCCCAAACUGAAGAAACUGAAAAGCCCAAAUGUUCAUGUGGGUGAGAAGAUCUCCCUGAAAUGUGAGGCGACUGCUGGAAACCCUCAGCCAUCCUACAAAUGGUUUAAAGAUGGGAAAGAGCUGAAGAAGAGCAAAGACAUCCGGAUCAAGUAUGGGAAUGGGAAAAAGAUUUCCAGACUGCAGUUCAACAAGGUGAAGCUUGAAGAUGCUGGGGAGUACAGCUGCGAAGCGGAGAACGUUUUAGGGAAAGACACCGCAAAAGGCAGCCUGAAUGUGAAAAGUGGAACAACGAAAACACCACAAGUCUUACCAGCCUCAGAAACUAAAAUAGUUGUUAUGGAAGAAGAGUUAACCACAACUCUCUCCUCCUGGUCCGGGCAUGCCAGAAAAUGCAACGAAACAGCCAAGUCCUAUUGUGUCAAUGGAGGGGUGUGCUACUACAUCGAGGGGAUUAAUCAGCUGUCGUGCAAAUGUCCAAAUGGAUUCUUCGGACAGAGAUGUUUGGAGAAACUGCCUUUGCGAUUGUACAUGCCAGAUCCUAAGCAAAAAGCAGAGGAGCUCUACCAGAAGAGGGUUUUAACCAUCACGGGAAUCUGUGUUGCCUUGCUUGUGGUGGGCAUCGUCUGUGUGGUAGCUUACUGUAAAACCAAGAAACAAAGAAAACAAAUGCAUAACCACUUGCGGCAGAACAUGUGUCCUGCUCAUCAAAACCGGAGCCUUGCGAACGGGCCAAGCCAUCCACGUUUGGAUCCUGAGGAAAUCCAAAUGGCUGAUUAUAUUUCUAAGAAUGUUUCUGCCACCGAGCACGUGAUCCGAAGGGAAACAGAGACAACCUUUUCAGGAAGUCACUCCUGCUCCCCAUCUCAUCACUGCUCCACAGCCACUCCAACGUCCAGCCAGAGACAUGAAAGCCACACCUGGAGCUUGGAGCGAACAGAGAGCCUGACUUCAGAUUCCCAGUCUGGGAUAAUGCUGUCCUCAGUGGGAACCAGUAAAUGCAACAGCCCUGCGUGCGUGGAGGCACGGGCUCGCCGCGGGGCCACCUUCUGCAUCGAGGACCAGCGGAGACCCACGACGCAGUACCGCGACUCGGUGGAUUCCCUGCGGGACUCGCCCCACAGCGAGAGGUACGUGUCGGCCCUGACCACACCAGCACGCCUGUCGCCUGUUGACUUCCACUACUCGAUGACCACGCAGGUGCCCACCUUCGAGAUCACCUCCCCCAACUCGGCGCACGCCGUGUCCCUGCCGCCGGCGGCCCCCAUCAGCUUCCGCGUGGAGGAGCAGCAGCCCCUCCUGCGGCGCUACCAGCUCCCCUUCCAGGACACGCAGAGGUACGACAGCUACUACCAAAGGAAGACCUACCUAAACGACAGCAUGGGGAGCCUGCCCUCCAGCCCCUUCCGCAUCACAGAGGACGACGAGUACGAGACGACGCAGGAGUACGUCACAGCGCUAGAGCAGCCAAAGAAAACAGCCAGCAGCAACAGGCGGUGGAAAAAAUCCAAACUGAACGGGCACAUCCCUCACAGAGCCAGAGCCGUCCGGGACUCCUUCUCCUUGAGCAGCGCCUCUUACAGCGAGUCUGACGAGGAGCUGGUGGCCGAGAGCACCCCGUUCCUAAGCACUCAGAACAAUGAGGCGGCGCACACAGAGUCGCCGCCGCUGCACCGGCCGGGCGACAGCCGGACUCACUACUCGUGCCGCGGGCACAGCGCGCACGGCGAUGGCGGCCGCGGCAGCCUGGGCCACGUGGCGCCCAAAGCGGACCCCGAGCCUCUCUAG